ACUGCUUUUAAAGCUGUUGGGCCCUGAAAUUCUACUCAACAGUUUGAAAUCACUCCACAGCUUUUCUCAUUCACCCUCCCACUUGGGGCUAAUGCAAGCCAUGACCAUCUAUUGAGGAAAACCACAAAAAACUUCAAAACAGCUACAACGGUAUUCUAAGAAGACUUCAAUUGCAUACCUUUGUUCAAGGUACCUAAUUAUUAAAAAACUGAAAUUAUCAACGUUGCUUGGAUUUUUGAUAGAAAAAGAACUAAAACCAUUUUCUGAAACUAUUUUUCAGAACAUCACUGAUACAUAAAAACUUUUAGCAUCUAAUUAAAGAUCACAAAGGGUUAAAUACUGUUCGCUGGCCCCUGCUGCGUAUACCCUGCCAAAAAGUCCUCUAAGCUUUUAAAUAUUGCUUCGAUGGUCUGCAUUUUUAUUUCCAGGGAAAAAGAGAGUAUUGUCCCACAGUCAGCAGGCCACUAGCUUAUUAGUUUUCAGUCACCUUAAUUUCUAUUAAAAUGAAGACUCUGCAAUCUACACUUCUCCUGUUCCUGUUUGUGCCUCUGAUAAAGCCAGCACCACCAUCUCAGCAGGAUUCACGCAUUAUCUAUGAUUAUGGAACAGAUAAUCUUGAAGAAACCUUUUUUAGCCAAGAUUAUGAGGAUAAAUACCUGGAUGGAAAAAGUACUAAGGAAAAAGAAACUAUGAUAAUGGUACCCGAUAAGAAAAGUUUUCAAUUACAAAAAGAUGAGAAUAUAACGCCAUUAUCCCCCAAGAAAGAAAAUGAUGAAAUGCCCACAUGCCUGCUAUGUGUUUGUUUAAGUGGCUCUGUAUACUGUGAAGAAGUUGACAUUGAUGCUGUACCACCUUUGCCAAAGGAAUCAGCCUAUCUUUAUGCACGAUUCAACAAAAUUAAAAAGCUGACCGCCAAAGAUUUUGCAGACAUACCUAACUUAAGACGACUUGAUUUUACGGGAAAUUUGAUUGAAGACAUAGAAGACGGUACUUUUUCAAAACUUUCUCUGUUAGAAGAACUUACAUUAGCUGAAAAUCAACUACUGAAGCUUCCAGUUCUCCCUCCCAAGCUUACUUUAUUUAAUGCAAAAUAUAACAAAAUCAAGAGUAGAGGAAUCAAAGCAAAUACAUUCAAAAAACUGCAUAACCUCUCCUUCCUCUACUUGGAUCACAAUGCUUUGGAAUCUGUGCCUCUUAAUUUACCAGAAAGUCUGCGUGUAAUUCAUCUUCAGUUUAACAACAUAACUUCAAUUACAGAUGAUACAUUCUGCAAGGCUAAUGACACCAGUUAUAUUCGGGACCGCAUUGAAGAGAUACGCUUGGAGGGCAACCCCAUCAUCCUGGGAAAACAUCCCAACAGUUUUAUCUGCUUAAAAAGAUUGCCUGUAGGGUCAUACAUUUAACCACUAUCAAUGCAGCAUAGCUAAAGUACACACAUACUUAUAAUCUGUCUCAACAAUGUCUAAAGGAGCAUAAAUAUUUAAUAUUAAUUUUGCAUCUGACUAUUGAAGGAACUUAUGCUUUAAGCAAGGAUGUUAAAAAAAAAGUCUUAUAUAUAACAAGUAAAAAGUAAGAUUGAAUCUCUAAGUUCAAAACAGAAAUGUGAAAAUAUUUGAACAGAAUUACAAAAUCCCUGUAGUUAGUAAUAGAGUACCACUUAAAAGGUAUGUUUUUAUAUAAAUACCCAAAAUUAAGAAGUGUUACAAAGUUAAAAGAUAAGUCCAAGAAACUUUCAACUGUCUUUCCUGGCUUCCACUGGAUCCCUAAACCUUUUAAGGCAUAUGUUCCAAAGACUUUGAAAAGCUGAAUAUUUCUAAGGAUCUCUCACUUUUCUUUCUUUUAUGAUUUAUACAUUAUUCAUUAUGAAGUAGGAACUCUGUUUUCUUUCUUUUAAGGCAGCUACUAUAUUUUUACUUAGCCUGAGAAAUAGGGUAUAGUCUUAUACCUAAGCAAAACUUUCCAAAUAAAGCAUAAUUUUACUCUCUUGACAAAGGGCUAAUAUAGUAAUGUUCAAUUAUUCUGUUCUGUGGUCAUACAAUUAAAAGCUUUAGUAAAGUAGUACAAAAAUUUAUUUAAUCUAAAUAAUCAACAUUCUAAGUCCACCACAAAACAUUUUAGGAAGCUAGGCACAUCAAAAUCAGUAUGCUUAUUAAAAAAACUGAGAGUCCACUCUGUUUCUCAGAAUAUAGCCAUAAAGUUCUCCACUGUAAAGUCUUUCAGUUAUGACAUAUCAACAAAAUAUUUUUUAUACUAUAGGAAUGAAUCUUAUCAAUAAAUUUAUCCAAAUAUAAGAUAUGAAAACAAAGCAAAUUCUGUGGCAUUACUAUUGCGCACCACCUUCCCAACCACCCAUACACAUUCAUGUUCAUGAAAAUAGGCCAUAUAUUCACAAGAAAGCAUCUCAGAAACAUUUUCUAAAGAUCCACGAUUAACUGAUAUGUUUAAAGAUAAGAAUUAUCUCUAAUCUAAUGGUAAUGAUUUAUAAUGGCACUGCUGCCAGACUGAAAUUCCUGAAAUUACUUUCCUCUUGCCCAAAUCCCAUUCAAAAUUCUUAGCUUCCACACUUCUUUGGGGUUGCAUAUAAAAUUAUCACUGCUUUAGAAAUAAAAGUCUGAAGGGCAUAUAUAAAAAUUACCAACAUUAUUUCUAACAUCAAUUAUAAAUUAGAAUCAAGUUGGUCUCUAUCUUAUUUCCAGAACAAAUAUUGGUGUUUUUUCAUUUCAUGAUAAAAUAAUAAAAGUAAAAAUAUGCUCAUUUCCAUUAUCUUAAA
Messenger RNA from Bubalus bubalis (water buffalo), 2770 nucleotides. RefSeq names its product osteoglycin (gene OGN). The transcript is spliced from 7 exons. The record is from RefSeq and is a predicted model, not a curated record. Bases 504 to 1403 code for a protein of 299 amino acids. NCBI's taxonomy places the organism in Eukaryota, Metazoa, Chordata, Mammalia, Artiodactyla, Bovidae. Gene Ontology annotation, molecular function: protein binding.